Molecule: messenger RNA, 1422 nt
Organism: Nicotiana tabacum (common tobacco)
Lineage: Eukaryota; Viridiplantae; Streptophyta; Magnoliopsida; Solanales; Solanaceae
Product: histone-lysine N-methyltransferase ATXR6-like
Molecular function (GO): protein binding
Source: RefSeq, a predicted model, not a curated record
CUUUCACCUGAUUGUAACAAUGGCUCCUUCAACAUCAACCGUGUUAAGGAGAAGAACCGUAGCUCCAAAACCCGUCUCCACCGCAUUGAGGAAAAAGUACAAAUCAAGGAAAAAAGCAGAUGAGGAUUACAGCGACAGUUGCUGUGAGAAAUGUGGAUCAGGCGAUAAUGCGGAUAAACUUUUGCUGUGUGACAAUUGUGAUAUGGGAUUUCACCUAUUUUGCCUCAAUCCCCUACUUCCGUCGGUGCCUCAAGGCUCAUGGUUCUGCCCAUCUUGUGUUUAUACCAACAAUCUCAAUCAAUUUCCUCUUGUUCAGACAAAAAUUGUUGAUUUUUUCCGGAUUCAGAGACCAACAAAUUCAAUUGACAAGCUUAAUCCAGAUUGCCCAAAGAAACGAAAGCGUAGUAGCAGUAGCUUGGUAGUGUCGAAGAAGAGGAGAAGAUUGCUUCCCUUCAAUCCUUGUGAGGAUCCUACCAGGAGACUGGAACAAAUGGCGUCUCUUGCUAUGGCUUUGACAACAGCUGGAGCAGAAUUCAGUAAUGAGCUUACUUAUAUGUCAGGCAUGGCUGCAAGAUCAGCUAAUCGUGCUGCACUUGAACGAGACGGGAUGCAGGUGUUACCAAAAGAUGAUAUAGAAACUUUGCAUCUAUGCAAGAAGAUGGUGGAACGGGGUGAAUGGCCACCUCUUAUGGUUGUUUUUGAUCCCAAAGAAGGAUUUACUGUGGAAGCAGACAGGUUCAUAAGAGACUUGACAAUUAUUACAGAGUAUGUUGGAGACGUUGACUAUUUGAAGAAUCGGGAGACUGAUGAUGGAGAUAGCAUGAUGACUCUUUUAACUGCUGGUGAUCCUUCAAAAAGCCUUGUCAUUUGUCCUGAUAAGCGCAGCAACAUUGCUCGGUUCAUCAAUGGCAUAAACAACCAUACUCGGGAUGGGAAGAAGAAGCAAAAUGUGAAGUGUGUAAGAUUUGAUGUUAAUGGUGAAAGUAGAGUUGUAUUGAUCGCAAGCAGAGAUAUACGGAAGGGGGAGAGGCUAUAUUAUGAUUAUAAUGGUUAUGAAAAUGAAUAUCCAACGGAGCACUUUGUCUGACCUCAUAGGAUCCAAAUAGCAAAUUAACUUAACCAUGUCUAACUGACCUUUCCAGUUUUGGUUUCUACAUUAGUAGUCUGUUGCUGCAUACCGCUAAAUGUUGGGUUGGGUAGCUGCAUAAGAAGGAUUUUGCCUUGGGGAAGCCCAAUUCAUUAAUUUAGGUCUAAUUGCCCAUUCUAACAUCUCAAACGUCAAGAACGUUCAUGUACAAGCACAUAGUUCCAGUUGCUUGUGAAGUUUUUGUGUGCAAAUAUCGGCUUUAUAGAUCCCAGCCAUUAACUGCUUUACAUCUACUUAUUGCAUUGUCUUUAUCUUAAUAAAAGAUUCUGAUCAUU